AUGGUGAGGAGAUAUGGUGAGGAGAUAAGAAGAUCAAACCCAAGAUCAACUGUGAAAAUUGAUGUCAAUACUAUGCCUGAUGGGAAAAAUUAUUUUAGUAAGUUUUAUGUAUGUUUUGAGGGACUAAAGCAAGGGUGGAGGGGCAGUUGUAGAAGAGUAAUUAACCUGGAUGGCUGUUUCCUUAAGGGGCUAUGUACUGGAGAGUUAAUAACUGUUGUUAGAAGGGAUGCUAAUAAUCAUAUAUUUCCAAUUGCAUGGGCAGUUGUGUGUGUUGAAAACAAAGAGAAUUGGAAAUGGUUUUUGGAAAAUUUAAAAGAUGACUUAGGAAUGGACAAUGGUUUUGGAAUUGCAUUGAUGUCAGAUCAGCAUAAGGGACUAUUGGAAGCUGUGAAGGAGAUUUUGCCUACUGUUGAACACAGACAGUGUGCAAGGCAUUUUCAUUUGAGCAUGAAAGGCAGUUCAUCGCCAGAUUUUGAACCAUGUCCAUCAAUUACAUCCUUGUUGAAUCAAUUGAAAAAAGAUCAAAGAUAUUGGCAGGUUUUACCAACUGGUUUGAACCAAUUUGAGACAAGAAACUUAGCAGAGUCUUAUGUCGUUGACUUAGACAAGAAGACAUGCUCUUGUAGAGUUUGGCAACUAAAUGGGUAUGGGUGUGUGCACUCAGUUGCAACUAUUAGUUACCUAAACAGAGAUGUCGGAAGUUAUGUGGAUCCCAUGUUCUUUGGAGCUUUUUAUAGAAAUGCUUACAAGUAUCCACUGAGAGGGAUGAAUGGCAGCAAUAUGUGGCCAAGUACCAAUUUCAUACCACCACUGCCACCUUUGAAAAGGAAAAUGCCAGGCAGGCCUAAAGUCAAUAGAAGGAAGGACCCAAGAGAAAAGACUACUAGACACACCAUGUCAAAGGUUGGGAAGAAAAUUCUAUGUAGUGUGUGUAAACAAGUUGGUCACAACAAGGCUACAUGUCCUAAAGUUGAGAAGCCCAAAAAACUCAAGGUGAAGAGAAAGAGAUCAACUACUAAAGGUGGUAAUGAAGAGGAAGGAAGUGGUUCAAAAACAACAGUUGCACGUAAACGGAAGCAAUCAGAGAGGAUUAUAAAGAAAAAAUUGGCAAAAAGGGUUGAAGAGAAAAAUGGAGAAGGAAAUUUUGGUGAUAAUCCAAUGAAUAUUGAAUAGACAUAACUAUUAUUUGGUAGUGUGUUAAGACUAGGUUGGUUGUUUGAUG
Lactuca virosa is the source of this 1222-nucleotide messenger RNA. The record is from the annotation of a GenBank genome assembly. Lineage: Eukaryota; Viridiplantae; Streptophyta; Magnoliopsida; Asterales; Asteraceae.